AAAUAAACAAUAAUUCCCUCUCUAUAGUCCACCUAUAAAAACACUCCUAAACCAAUCCAACAAAUCAUCAUAUCUUACUCAUUUCUCUUCAACAAAAACUUUCAUCUAAUUUGAAAAUGGCUAAUUCCCAUUUACUUCUAAUUUCCAUUUUAAUUAUGGGCAGUUUAGUGGCUGCCUUAGCUGCUGGUAAUUUUAAUGACCUUACAGAAAUUACUUGGGGUGAUGGACGUGGUAAAAUAUUAGAAAAAGGCAAAGGCCUAUCUUUGUCACUUGAUAAUUAUUCCGGGUCGGGUUUUCAAUCCAAGCGUGAAUAUCUUUUUGGAAGAUUCGACAUGCAACUCAAACUUAUCCCUGGAAAUUCUGCUGGCACAGUCACCACCUUUUUUCUAUCAUCACAAGGAGCAGGACAUGAUGAGAUUGAUUUUGAGUUCUUGGGUAAUGUGACUGGAGAGCCUUACACAGUGCACACCAAUGUUUAUUCUCAAGGAAAGGGAAACAAAGAACAACAAUUUCACCUUUGGUUCGAUCCAACUACAGCAUUUCACACUUACACCAUUAUCUGGAACUCUAACCGCAUAGUGUUCUUGGUAGAUAACAUCCCCAUUAGAGUAUACAACAACCAUGAAACUAUCGGAAUUCCAUUCCCCAAAUCCCAACCCAUGAAAGUCUACUGCAGUCUAUGGAACGCAGAUGAAUGGGCUACACAAGGUGGUCGAGUCAAAACUGAUUGGUCACAUGCACCAUUUACUGCCUAUUACAGAAACAUCAACAUUGAUGGGUGCACUGUCACGGCCGGGGCCUCGUCAUGCAUGUCCACUGAUGCUGUAGGAAAUUCUAAGCCUUGGCAAAAUCAUGAACUCGAUGCUAAGGGUCGUAACAGGGUCCGAUGGGUGCAGAGUAAACAUAUGGUUUAUAAUUAUUGCGCGGAUUCUAAGAGAUUUCCUCAAGGAUUUUCUCAGGAGUGUAAGCGUUCAAGGUUUUAACGAAUCGGAUUUAAUUAAGUCCUAAGAUUUGAAGCUCAAUGGAUAAUGGAUGUAGCCUGGUUGGUUAUGGGAUUGAUUAUUUUUAUUUUGGUGGUGUGAAAUUCUUUAUUUGUUUUGUUUUGUUGUACCAAUAAAUGUUGGUUAAUUUAUUUUAUUUGAUUAAAUUAUAUGUACUUUUCAAGUUUAUACGUUUGUAGUGGGAAAAUGUGUCUGUAUUAUCAAUCCCUCGAUUUAAAUAAAAGAUACUGUUACCUUUAAA
This is a messenger RNA of Capsicum annuum, 1242 nucleotides long. RefSeq names its product xyloglucan endotransglucosylase/hydrolase protein 15. The record is from RefSeq and is a predicted model, not a curated record. Bases 117 to 983 code for a protein of 288 amino acids. Gene Ontology annotation, molecular function: xyloglucan:xyloglucosyl transferase activity; hydrolase activity, hydrolyzing O-glycosyl compounds. Gene Ontology annotation, cellular component: cell wall; apoplast. The transcript has 3 exons. NCBI's taxonomy places the organism in Eukaryota, Viridiplantae, Streptophyta, Magnoliopsida, Solanales, Solanaceae. Gene Ontology annotation, biological process: xyloglucan metabolic process; cell wall biogenesis.